AUGAGCUGGGCAGCGGGCGUGUCGCCGCAGCACCUGACGCACAACGCGGCGUGCCGUUGCCGCGAUGUGCAUUCUUCCCGGCGCCGGCGCGUGGAGUCGACGUGCAGACGGCUGAUCGCGCGCCAGCGUAGACAUCAUUCUCAGGGACGCGCCGGGCCGCAAGGGCGCGCGGAACUCCGUGCGGCGGCAAGCGACGCCCCAACUCAACCUGCUCGAAGAGAUGCAGCAGAGUGGCUCGCAGCGGGCCUGACCUCUACGCACAAUAACGUCACCGUCCACCUCGCGCUGUCCUCGGCCCCUCUACCCCUGAUCAUCCCAGCGCCCGACGCGAGCGGCCCUCCGCCACACAGCAUCACGCUCGUCUUCCCCGCCGACGUCGACGCUACCAUGGACCUGUACAUUGAUCAAGAGCGUGAAGACCGAGACCCCUACUGGGCGCGCCCGUGGCCGUCCGCGGUCGCGCUGGCCUCCGUGAUCCUCCAGCGGCCCGAGCUGGUCGCCGGGAAGCGCGUUCUCGACCUGGGCUGCGGGCUGGGCGUCGCGGGACUGGCGGCGGCACGUGCGGGCGCGAGAGAGGUGGUGCUAGGGGACAGGGAGGAGCUCGCGCUGCAGUGCGCGUUGCUCGGGGCGAUGAUGUCGGGCGUGGACGGGGCCGUGCAGGACCCGGGGACGGUCGGGCGGGAGGCGGGGGGGUGUGGGGGGGUCGAGAGAAUCAGGGCGGAGGUGCUCGACUGGCAAGAGGGGUACUCUGGGGAGGAGUUCGACGUCGUGCUGGCGUGCGACGUGCUGUACGAGGACUUCUCCGUGGAGCCCGUCGCGCGGCUCGUCCCGCAGCUGCUCGGCCACGGCCGCGGGCUCCUCGUUCUCGCGGACCCCCCCACCCGCACGCCUGACAACCGGCGGCGCUUCCUGGCGCUUCUGCGCGGGGCCGGCGCCGGCAUGGUGCUCGAGGAGAGCGCGCUUGAGGACGCAGCGAUCGAUCCGAUGGCUGCGGUGGGGGAGUCCCGCAGCCUCGACUUGUGCAGCAUGGCGGGCGCGGAACAUCACGGUACGCGCAUACAGCUAGCUGUGCUUCGGGGCGUGCCCGACGCCGGGAGCGACACCGUGGGUGUGAAGCUCUGA
Messenger RNA from Pedinophyceae sp. YPF-701, 1122 nucleotides. NCBI's taxonomy places the organism in Eukaryota, Viridiplantae, Chlorophyta, Pedinophyceae. The record is from the annotation of a GenBank genome assembly.